Notechis scutatus (mainland tiger snake) is the source of this 1707-nucleotide messenger RNA. RefSeq names its product dolichyl-phosphate mannosyltransferase subunit 1, catalytic (gene DPM1). Gene Ontology annotation, biological process: dolichol-linked oligosaccharide biosynthetic process; GPI anchor biosynthetic process; protein O-linked glycosylation via mannose. The record is from RefSeq and is a predicted model, not a curated record. Lineage: Eukaryota; Metazoa; Chordata; Lepidosauria; Squamata; Elapidae. Gene Ontology annotation, molecular function: dolichyl-phosphate beta-D-mannosyltransferase activity. Gene Ontology annotation, cellular component: endoplasmic reticulum membrane.
UGGCGGUUACGCGCAAGCGCGGUUGAGUACGCGGGCCUUGUGUCAUGGCGUCCGAGGCUCGCAAGUAUUCGGUAUUACUGCCCACCUACAACGAGCGCGAGAAUCUUCCCCUGGUGGUCUGGCUGCUGGUGAAGAGCUUCGAGGAGAGUGGGAAUGAAUUCGAAAUUGUAAUUAUAGAUGAUGGAAGCCCAGAUGGGACGCAGGAAGUUGCUGUCCAGUUAAUAAAGAUUUAUGGAUCAGACAAAAUUCUAUUGAGACCCAGAGCAAAGAAACUUGGAUUGGGAACUGCUUACAUUCAUGGAAUGAAACAUGCCACAGGAAACUUCAUUAUUAUUAUGGAUGCUGAUCUGUCGCACCAUCCUAAAUUCAUUCCAGAGUUUAUCAAAAAACAGAAAGAAGGAAAUUUUGAUAUUGUGUCGGGGACUCGAUAUAAAGGAAAUGGAGGUGUGCAUGGAUGGGAUCUAAAACGAAAACUGAUCAGCCGGGGUGCCAACUUUUUAACUCAAGUUUUAUUACGUCCAGGUGCAUCAGACUUAACAGGAAGCUUCAGGUUAUAUAGAAAAGAGGUUCUACAAAAACUGAUGGAGAAAUGUGUUUCAAAAGGAUACGUUUUCCAAAUGGAAAUGAUUGUCCGGGCCAGACAAUUGGGUUAUUCUAUUGGAGAGGUUCCUAUAUCAUUUGUGGAUCGAGUCUACGGAGAAUCCAAGCUAGGAGGCAAUGAAAUAGUUUCCUUUCUGAAAGGAUUGUUAACUCUAUUUGCCACUACAUAAUAAAGAGAUUCAGUACUGUGCCAGUAUUUCUAUAGUUUGACUGAAUAAUUUAUAUUGGACUGUGACAGAAAUUCAGUAUGGCUUUAGAAAACAAAAUUUCAAGGUCUCUUCCAUUUGAUGUUAUGACAGAGCUGAAAAAGGUUACUUAUCUCACACGACUGUCAGAGCAAUCACAUGUUCAAAAUUUGGAUACUUGACAACUGGCAUGUAUUUAUGACAGUACCAGCAUUCUGGGGUCACAUGAUGGCCUAUUGUGAUCUUCCCAACAGCCUUCUGACAAGCAACGUUAAUAGGGAAGCCAGAUUUGUUUAACAACCAUAUGAUUCACUUAAAAAAUAUUGAAAAAAGGUUGCAAAAUUGGGCAUAACUCUCUUUUAACAACUGCUUCACUUAGCAGGAGUCCCAACUUUGGCCAUAAGUCAAGGGCUACCUGUACUUCAUAUUGGAUAAUGUAAAAGUUACAGUUUUAAUUCUUUACCAUUUUAGUUUUAAAAAGUGCUUGUAUUUUAAAUGAAUUACAGGUAAUUAUCUGGAAAUAAUAUAUGGAUUUCUGGCAGGAUACAUUUAUAUAUGGCAGAUCAUAAAGGAAAUUAACAGGACUAGUAUAGAUACCUUUCUGACUACAUUUGCAUAUACUACAUUUGUAUAUUUUAGAAAAUGACUGGUAUUAAUUAACAAAUUCCAACUGCAGACUGUCCAGGGAAAAUCAAAAUUUACAUUCCAAUCUUCAGUUAUAAUUAUUGUGGAAUAUAGUUUUGUGCUUCAGGCAUUAUCUGCAAUUCAAAUUAAUAAAUAAAAUACAAUAUCAGUUUUGGGGGAAGGGGUUUUCAGUCAUUUGUUUUAAUUUUUUGUUUAAAUAUUCUACUCAUUCUGUAAAAAUUGACUGGGUGUGGGGGAGGAAACAAGUAAAAGGAGUACCUAAAUAAAGUACCACAUU